GGAGAUCACAUUAAUCACAUGGGCAUCUAGCUACAUAAACGUCAUAUAGUCUCAACACUCUGCUCCAUACGUGAAUGAGCAGUGUUUCUAAGUUUCGUGAGGGUCCAUUUCUAUGUUCAACCUUCCCUUUCCCUACUAUACCAGAGCCUCCACUAGCCCCACGAGAUGUGAGAGUGAGAGAUGUGACUAACCAGACCCUCGCCCUCUCCUGGUCUCCUCCUCCAGCAGGUGGCCCUCCUCAAUACGACACGCACUACACCGUCUCCUACAGAGACCAGGAGAUUACAGUGGAGGGAGCCACAGAGUUGAAAGUGACUGGACUCACUCCGUUCUUCUCCUACACCUUCUCUGUGACAGCAGAGAACUCAGUCUCUUCACAUGACACAGACACUGCAGUCAGGACUACCUCUGUCUCUAUCACAACUCUGGAGGGGGUUGCAGGUAGAGUUGAGGAGAUAGAGAUCAGGGAGGGGGCAGGAGAUGACUUCAUCUCCUGGUCAGAGCCACGCCCUCCCCACGGCAUCAUUCUCCACUACUACAUCAGGAUCAUUGAGAGCGGGAAGGAGACUCUCAUAAAGGACUACAACAGUACCACCAUCUCGUGGGACACCUGGAAAAACAAGUGGAAAAUCACCACCUCGGAAAACGUCAAAAUACAGAUUCAGGCAGCAACGAAAAUAGGGAGAGGUGAAUAUUCGGAAGUGCUAAACAUAUCCCUUUCUGAGACUAGCCCUGAUGCAACUGUGCACACAUCGAGUUGGUACCUCGCUUUACUAAUAGUACCUCUGGCGACAUUGACCAUGAUUAUUACUUCAGCCGUCAUACUUAGAAAAAACUGCUUAGUUACAAAAACCAAGUCCUCCUCCUCUACUAAUGUGGAGUGUAAUAAAAUGUCGCAAGGAAACACCAUGCCUUCCCUAACAUGCAGUCAGAACCCCAUCCAGCUUGAAUUCUCCCUUAAUGAUAAUCCCAGUUAUGAAUUGGUCGGCAGCAGUGGAGUCUACUGGAAUGAAGGACUUGGAGAUAACCAGUUAACUUCACAUGGAACUACUGCAGCUUCCUUGGAGAUCCAGCCCCAUCAAGUGUUUUCUGGGUGUGAGUCAGUCAAUUCCCCCACUACACCUGUCUGGGAAUCCGGACCAAUUUAUCAGGAGAUAACUACUUAGCAUUCGUCACUAUUGUCAUGAGUGAAUUGAAAACUGCGACAAUACAGAGUACGCAUGCGCAGUAGUAGUGUGGGCGUUGCAUGCAAUCUGUUGGGAAUCUCUCACAGUGAGACUGAGUGAUGGCUCUUCAGGGCAGCUCAUACGCGAGGUUCUCUACAGUGGCUCUGUGUCUCACCAGUCUCGCAGGCCUCGCGAGGACCCAGGCACCCCAUGACGGAGAGCAGGGCUGUUUGGACGACUCCUCACAUCCUCAGUACGACGACCACGUCCGUCAUCUCCUCGACACACGAGAUUACAGCAAACUACUGCCGUACGACUCUGACGGCACGGGAGGUGUGUGGCAGACGUUGGAUAGCGAUGGAGAUGGAGUCAAAUGGGGAGCCAACAGUGCUGUAUAUUGCAAUGAAGUUGUUCAUGUGUGUGGAAGAUCAAGUGGUCAUCAGGAUAACUGGAUGAUAACUCAACACAUUUCAGUUCCAGACAAUGUUACAACUGUGCAAGUAAUGAUUCAUUCGAGACUUGACGAUUCUUGUGUUCCCUCUGCUCCAUCGUGUGUGGACGAUCUGUCGCUGUAUGUGUGGGAGACUCCGACUCAGAACAACCUGUUAGCUGCAGACACCAGUAACUAUCACUUCAUUUCUAACGUCAGCAGUGGAGAGAGAGAGAUAAAGAUUUCUCCACUCAGUCAGUCUGGGUUAUACCUUGGUAUCAGGGACAAUGGGACAUGUGCCAGUGUCAGUCGAGUGUUGGUCUACUAUCAGCCUGUGUGUGAGGCGGGGAGUGAGGGUCUGGUGAGAGUGGACCAGAACACCUCUGCUGGGAACACUCUCCAGGGCCACUGUGUGGAGAACAGUGUAUCCACUAGUGACUCUGGACCUCCGCUACUGGAGUGUCAGGAGUCUGGACGGUGGAGAGUGGUCAGUGGGUGUCAGUGCUCUGCACACUACUUCUUAGACCACUCCAGAGACCUUUGUCUCGAGCCUCCACCAGCCCCACGAGAUGUGAGAGUGAGAGAUGUGACUAACCGGACCCUCACCCUCUCCUGGUCUCCUUCUCCAGCAGAUGGCCCUCCUCAAUACGACACACACUACACCGUCUCCUAUGGAGACCAGGAGAUUACAGUGGAGGGAGCCACAGAGUUGAAAGUGACGGGACUCACUCCGUUCUUCUCCUACACCUUCUCUGUGACAGCAGAGAACUCAGUCUCUUCACAAGACACAGACACCGCAGCCAGGACUACCUCUGUCUCUAUCACAACUCUGGAGGGGGAGCCACGCCCUCCCCACGGCAUCAUUCUCCACUACUACAUCAGGAUCAUUGAGAGCGGGAAGGAGACUCUCAUAAAGGACUACAACAGUACCACCAUCUCGUGGGACACCUGGAGAAACAAGUGGAAAAUCACCACCUCGGAAAACGUCAAAAUACAGAUCCAGGCUGAGACGAGUGUAGGUAGAGGAGAGUACUCUGAGGAGGUGGACGUUUUCCCAUCAGCUGAGAUUAUGAAUUGGUCAGCAGCAGUGGACUCUACUGGAAUGAAGGACUUGGAGGGCGGCUCAUACGCGGAGUUCUCUACGGUGGCUCUGUGUCUCGCCAGUCUCGCAGGCCUCGCGAGGACCCAGGCACCCCAUGACGGAGAGCAGGGCUGUUUCGACGACUCCUCACAUCCUCAGUACGACGACCACGUCCGUCCUCUCCUCGACACACGAGACUACAGCAAACUACUGCCGUACGACUCUGACGGCGCGGGAGGUGUGUGGCAGACGUUGGAUAGCGAUGGAGAUGGAGUCAAAUGGGGAGCCAACAGUGCUGUAUAUUGCAAUGAAGUUGUUCAUGUGUGUGGAAGAUCAAGUGGUCAUCAGGAUAACUGGAUGAUAACUCAACACAUUUCAGUCCCAGACAAUGUUACAACUGUGCAAGUAAUGAUUCAUUCGAGACUUGACGUUUCUUGCCUUCCCUCUGCUCCAUCGUGUGUGGACGAUCUGUCACUGUAUGUGUGGGAGACUCCAACUCAGAACAACCUGUUAGCUGCAGACACCAGAAACUAUCACUUCAGUUCUAACGUCAGCAGUGGAGAGAGAGUGAUAAAGAUUUCUCCACUCAGUCAGUCUGGGUUAUACCUUGGUAUCAGGGACAAUGGGACAUGUGCCAGUGUCAGUCGAGUAUUGGUCUACUACAGUGUGUGUGAGGCGGGAAGUGAGGGUCUGGUGAGAGUGGACCAGAACACCUCUGCUGGGAACACUCUCCAGGGCCACUGUGUGGAGAACAGUGUAUCCACUAGUGACUCUGGACCUCCGCUACUGGAGUGUCUGGAGUCUGGGCGGUGGAGAGUGGUCAGUGGGUGUCAGUGCUCUGCACACUACUUCUUAGACCACUCCAGAGACCUUUGUCUCGGUGAGUUAUGUGAAUAGACUGUAAUUGCU
This is a messenger RNA of Geodia barretti, 3586 nucleotides long. The record is from the annotation of a GenBank genome assembly. NCBI's taxonomy places the organism in Eukaryota, Metazoa, Porifera, Demospongiae, Tetractinellida, Geodiidae.